AUGGAAAAGAUCAGCGUUGUUGCGCAAGGGUUGUCCCUGACGUACAAUUUGUACGCACUUCUUGUGAUGGCUGACAAUAAAUUGGCAAACUCGAGAAACGACUUUUUCAAUGACACGGAGGACGGAGUCACCUUGGAACCCAGCUUUACCGCCGACUUCGUUCGCAGAGAAAUCGAAUUUAUCAAGAAAUUUCGGAGACAGGUGAAGACCGAAAUCAGAGAAGCUGAGCUUCAAGAGCAAAGAGAGAACCACAUCGGCGUCUUCGUUCAGGUUAAAGACGCAAUCGAGGAUCUCCACCGCGAAUUCAAACAAUAUUAUGUGGAAAUCAAAGGACACAGCCGGAGCCAGAGCGAGAGCAUUCACAGCAUCAAGGAGGAACUUCGCCGUGAUUUCAAGCAAUGCCUCACCGAAAUCAACAAACGGAUUACUAACCAGAGCGAAAACAUCAAUUGCAUGAGGGAAGAUCUACACCAGGAUAAGGGAAGAUCUACACCACCAGAUCAGGCAAUAUUAUAA
Necator americanus (New World hookworm) is the source of this 516-nucleotide messenger RNA. RefSeq lists its product as uncharacterized. Bases 1 to 516 code for a protein of 171 amino acids. The record is from RefSeq and is a predicted model, not a curated record. The transcript has a single exon. Lineage: Eukaryota; Metazoa; Nematoda; Chromadorea; Rhabditida; Ancylostomatidae.